Didymosphaeria variabile is the source of this 1509-nucleotide messenger RNA. RefSeq names its product lysine permease (gene LYP1). Lineage: Eukaryota; Fungi; Ascomycota; Dothideomycetes; Pleosporales; Didymosphaeriaceae. Gene Ontology annotation, biological process: amino acid transmembrane transport. Gene Ontology annotation, molecular function: amino acid transmembrane transporter activity. The record is from RefSeq and is a predicted model, not a curated record. The transcript has 4 exons. Gene Ontology annotation, cellular component: membrane. Bases 1 to 1509 code for a protein of 502 amino acids.
AUGGAGAGCAUCACGCCCAAGAUGGACAACAGGUCGGAGAAGUCGCAGACGCUUUCGUCGAGUGAUCCUGAGAAGCAGGGCUCCCCCCCGGAAGAAGCGAAGUUGCAGAGAAAGCUGUCAAGUCGUCACUUGCAGUUCGUUGCCAUUGGUGGCACUGUCGGUACUGGUAUCUUCAUCGCCUCGGGCAAGAGUAUCGCGACCGCAGGACCGGCUGGAGCCCUCCUCGCCUAUGUCUUCAUCGGAACCCUCGUAUACGCCGUCAUGCAAGCGCUCGCUGAAAUGUCGACCUACCUACCAAUCUCCGGCGCUUUUACGCAAUACGCAGCUCGCUUUGUGGACCCAAGUCUUGGAUUCUCGAUGGGUUGGAUAUACUGGUUCAGCUGGAGCAUUACCUAUGCUUUGGAACUCAGCGCUGCCGGUCUGAUCAUCCAAUGGUGGGCUCCUGAUCUCAACAUUGCCAUCUUCAUUUCCAUCUUCUGGGUUCCCAUCACUUUGGUCAACUUCCUACCCGUGGACCUGUUCGGCGAGUUUGAGUUCUGGUUCGCUUCUCUGAAGGUCAUGGCUUUAGUCGGUUUCAUGAUCUUCUCCAUCUGCAUCAAUGCCGGUGUCGGUGACCAAGGCUACAUUGGAUUCAAGUACUGGGACCAGCCGGGAGAGCAUUCGCACCCUGUGGGCGCUGGUGAAAGCACAAACCCCAGGGUGACGAUGCCCAAGGCUAUCCGCAGGACUUUUUGGAGCAUUUUCCUGCUCUUCGUCUUUACCAUCUUCUUCAUCGGCAUCGUCGUCCCUUACGACAACGAGUCACUUCUUAUCGGAGACACGAACGCUAGCUCCUCGCCGUUGGUUAUUGCUGCGCAGCUUGCGGGCGUGUCAGUUCUUCCCCACAUUAUCAACGCGGUUCUCCUGACAGCUGUGCUUUCCGCUGCCAGCUCGAACGUCUACUCUGGAAGUCGUAUUCUAGUCGGUCUCUCUGAGCAACAUUGCGCGCCCAAGUUCCUCCAGCUCACGUCUAAGCGCGGUGUCCCUUACGUUGCAGUUUCCGUCACAGCUGCCGUAGGUGCGUUGGGCUAUUUGAACUGCUCCGAUAGCGGUACCGAAGCUUUCAACUGGUUGUUGAACAUCACCAGUGUGGCUGGCUUGAUUGCAUGGUGCUGCAUCUUCAUCUGCUAUCUCGCAUUCACCAAAGCUCUCCGGGCGCAAAACAUCGACCGCGACAACCUUCCGUACAGGGCGUGGGGCGGCGAUUGGUUCGCUUGGUACGGACUUGUGUUCUGCGUCAUCAUCACGCUCACACACAAGGCUUCGUUGCAGUUCUUCAUUGCUUAUGUUAGUUUGAUUCUGUUCGCGGUCAUGUACAUUGGCCACAAGAUUUUUACCCGGUCCAAGUUCAUCAACGCAGCGGAGGCGGACAUCUUCUCUGGCAAGUUCCACGAGGAGCUAGCCGAGACAUGGGAGGAAAGCUCCAGGAGCAUGUGGACGAAAGGCUUCAAUGCCGUUUUCCGAAAGUAA